Molecule: messenger RNA, 2896 nt
Organism: Erigeron canadensis
Lineage: Eukaryota; Viridiplantae; Streptophyta; Magnoliopsida; Asterales; Asteraceae
Product: protein transport protein SEC23-like
Exons: 13
Coding region: 137-2455 (772 amino acids)
Biological process (GO): COPII-coated vesicle budding; intracellular protein transport; endoplasmic reticulum to Golgi vesicle-mediated transport
Cellular component (GO): endoplasmic reticulum exit site; COPII vesicle coat
Molecular function (GO): GTPase activator activity; zinc ion binding
Source: RefSeq, a predicted model, not a curated record
UACACCAGAUCCCAUCAUCAUCAUUAUUAGCUAAUACAAAAAAAACUCCCCCAAUUCUAAAAUCAUCAAAUCAACAAAUCAAAAACCCUAAAAAAAAUAAAAAUUCCGACCGAUCAACCCGAUCGAUCGAUCAAUCAUGUCAACAACGGAGAUGGCAUCGACGGAUCCAGAAGGAAUCGACGGAAUCCGAAUGACGUGGAACGCUUGGCCACGGACAAAAAUGGAAGCCAGCAAGUGUGUCAUCCCAAUUGCUGCUUCAAUUUCUCCAAUUCGUCCUCACAUUCACAUCCCAACUAACCCGUACAUGCCUCUUCGCUGCAAAACUUGCACUUGUGUUCUUAAUCCUUAUGCUCGUGUUGAUUUUCCUUCCCUUAUUUGGACCUGCCCUUUUUGCUUUCAACGCAAUCACUUCCCUCAACACUUUUCAGGUAUUUCUGAAACUAAUGUACCUGCUGAAUUGUAUCCACAAUACACUACUAUAGAAUACGACUUACCUAAUCAUAACUAUAACGAGCGUCACACUGAAUUACAACCGCCGCCGGUUUAUAUUUUUGUGAUUGAUACUUGUAUGAUUGAGGAGGAGUUAGGGUAUGCUAAAUCAGCAGUACAACAAGCGCUUGAGUUUUUGCCCGAGAAUGCUUUGGUAGGGCUUGUUUCGUUCGGGACUCAAGUUCAGGUUUAUGAGUUAGGGUUUGGUGAUAUGAAUAAGGUUUAUGUUUUCCGUGGAUCGAAAGAAAUCGGGAAAGAUCAGGUUUUGGAUCAAUUAGGGUUAGGUGGAGGUGGUAGGAGAAUUGGCGGUGUGCCUGGACAAGGAUUUCAGAAUGGGGCUGUACCGAAUUCUGGUUAUACGAGGUUCUUAUUGCCUGCAUCCGAUGGUGCUUAUAUUAUUCAUUCGCUUUUGGAGGAACUAGGGACAGAUCAAUGGCCUGUUGCACCUGGUAACCGAUCGUUAAGGUGCACUGGAGUUGCAUUGAGUGUUGCGGCAGGUUUGCUUGGGGCUUGCUUGCCCGGUACAGGUGCUCGUAUUGUAGCUUUAGUUGGGGGUCCUUGCACUGAAGGUCCUGGUUCGAUUGUAUCCAAAGAUCUCUCGGAUCCGGUCCGUUCACAUAAAGAUCUGGACAAGGAUGCGGCACCAUUUUAUAGAAAGGCAGUUGCAUUUUAUGAGACUCUUGCUAACCAGAUGGUUAGCCAGGGUCAUGUCUUGGACCUUUUUGCUUCUGCCCUUGACCAGGUUGGGGUUUCAGAGAUGAAGGUCAUUAUUGAAAGAACUGGUGGCCUUGUUGUUCUAGCUGAAAGUUUUGGUCAUUCAGUUUUUAAAGGCUCGUUUAAGCGUGCUUUUGAGAAGGGAGAAGAGUCGCUUGGCCUUGCUCAUAAUGGUACGCUUGAAAUCAAUUGUUCAAAAGAUAUAAAAAUUCAGGGGAUUAUUGGACCUUGCACAUCUUUGGAAAAGAAAGGACCUGCUGUUGGAAGCCAGCCAAUUGGGCAGGGAAACACUACAAAAUGGAAGCUGUGUGGACUGGACAAAGAUACUUGUUUGACUGUUUUCUUUGAUAUUUCAUCAAGUGACAAAGAUCCUUCAGGCAACGUAAAUCCACAGUUGUAUUUACAGACUCUUACGAGUUAUCAGAACGCUGAUGGACAAUCUAAACUGCGAGUUACUACGGUUACUAGAAGAUGGGUAGAUGGUGCUGGUAUUUCCGAGGAAUUGAUGGAGGGUUUUGAUCAAGAGACUGCUGCUGUCGUAACGGCUAGAUUAGUUUCAUAUAAAAUGGAGACCGAGGAAUCAUUUGAUGCAACAAGGUGGAUAGAUAGGAACCUCAUUCGUCUCUGCUCUAAAUUCGGUGAUUAUCGGAAGGAUGAUCCGUCCUCGUUUUCUUUAAAUCCCAGUUUCUCAUUGUUCCCUCAGUUUAUGUUUAAUCUUCGAAGAUCACAGUUUGUGCAGGUGUUUAAUAAUAGUCCAGACGAAACUGCUUAUUUUCGCAUCAUGUUAAACCGAGAGAGUAUUACAAACGCUACUGUUAUGAUCCAACCUUCAUUAAUUUCAUAUACAUUUAACUCACUUCCUUCACCAGCAUUGCUUGAUGUGGCAUCAAUUUCACCUGAUCGAAUCCUUUUGCUAGAUUCAUACUUUAGUGUAGUAAUUUUCCAUGGCAUGACAAUUGCUCAAUGGAGGAACAUGGGCUACCAGAAUCAGCCAGAACAUCAAGCAUUUGCACAGUUGUUGCAAGCUCCACAUGAUGAUGCUGAGUUGAUUAUACGUGAUCGAUUUCCUGUCCCAAGAUUAGUGGUGUGUGAUCAGCAUGGUUCUCAGGCUAGGUUCUUAUUAGCCAAGUUGAAUCCAUCAGCAACAUACAAUAAUGACGUGGCUUCUGGAAUGGAUGUUAUCUUCACAGAUGAUGUGAACCUUCACGUGUUCUAUGAGCAUCUACAGAAGCUGGCAGUACAAUCUUCUUGACCCCAAACUAGAUUAAGCACUUUAUAGAGUUUUAAAACAUGUGUGAUGAUCAAUUGUGCAUCAUAGACCUUUUUCCUCUCUUAUUACUUGUGAAUGAGGAGAGACCUUGCAUUGAGACAAUCAUUAUAUAAAAAGGGUUUUACAACAUGUAUGAGGUCACAAGAAGAAUGGUUGUUUGAGGCUGCAAGUUAUUGGGAGGAGUAUGUGGUCACUUACAUUAUUUUAUUUUUAUUUUUUUCUACUUUUAAUGUUUUUGUAAGUUAAUCGUGAGUUUAUAGUAUGUAUUAAGGUUAUAUAUUGGGGCUCAAUCUGCUCCGGGUGAGCUUAAAGGACAGGAGAACUUUUGUUUCAGGAUUUUUCGUGUUGCAACAUUGAUACAUGAAGUGUACACUUUGAAUUCUAGUUUUGUGAUAGUUAAUGCCCUUGGUUUGAGGUUUUACA